Parastagonospora nodorum SN15 is the source of this 1326-nucleotide messenger RNA. RefSeq lists its product as hypothetical. The transcript has 3 exons. Lineage: Eukaryota; Fungi; Ascomycota; Dothideomycetes; Pleosporales; Phaeosphaeriaceae. The record is from RefSeq and is a predicted model, not a curated record. The coding region runs from base 1 to 1326 and encodes 441 amino acids.
AUGAGCACUCCUACAUCUAUCGUCUCAGUCUUUCUCUGCGCAUCAUUUCUGUGGACAUUGUACCUCAUCUUCGAUGUCCGCCGUUGGCCAAACCCACCCUCGAAGCUCCGUAAACUUGGUCUUCUCUGCCACAACAUCCCAGCCGUUUUCUUGCUGACCAAUACCACCACUGCUCAAUCGGUUCAAGACACUGCGUUGGUGUGGUUCACGGCCACUAUGAUUUUUCGUUAUUGGCGUGAGCUGGUAGCAAUCUGGUUCUGGUUCCAGUAUGAGCUAGCUGUCAUCGCGGCUGAGCCCAACACCACUGCGCAAGACUGUUCUGUCAUCGUGCCGACAUUCGGUCCAGCCGACAACAAGUUUUGCGAGGAGAUGGUUACGGCUAUUCUUGUCAAUCACCCUGCUCGAAUCGUCUUCUCUACUAACACUGUUUCGGCAGCUGAGCAGGUCGAUACCGCCUUACUACAUAUUCCGGCGGAUUUCCAAGCAGGCGCCAGUACUUAUCAGGUUGAGCACGAUCUUGGUCCGUUGAAGGUUGUACACGCCUUCUCUAACGUAGACACCGACAUCCUCGUCAUGGUUGACGAUACGGCGAUUAGGCAGCCAUGUUUUCUCCAGGCCACACUUCCAGCGUUCGAAUCGAAGCAGGUGGGUUUUGUAGGUACGCGCAAAUGGGUCAAGCACCUUUCUCAUCCUCGCGAUCCUCCUGCAAAUUUCUUCGUUGGUCUCUGGAAACAGUACGUUGUUGGCUUCUGGAACACCAUUGGAGGCCUUUAUCUGAACCCUAGCUUCGAACACGCGUUCCUCACCGGGUACGUCCUCCGCUUCGGCGACUUCUUUCCUGGUUGGGGCCUGGUACCAGCCGACGAUGACAACUUCAUCACCCGUUGGGUGAUCAAUCAUGAGUGGCAGGUCAAGAUCCAGUCAUCAAAGGACGCAACUAUGACGACCAGUUUCGGUACGUACCCGCUGAAGUUUACAAAUCAGUGCCAACGCUGGAGCAGAACCAUAUUCCGCCAGAACCCCAUUGCACUUUUCUCAGACUGUAAUGUCUGGUGGACCUGGCCGCUGACUACUUGGACGACGCUCUUCCCGUGGCUAUACAAUGCUGCGCUCAUUUGGGACAGCCUAGCAGUGUAUAUUCUGACACAGACCGACCUGUAUGCACAGUCAUGUCAUCGUAUGGCUAUGAUGGGCUUGCUCAUCGGCUUCAUCCGGAUUUCAAAGCUCGCGAAGACCAUUCCUUGGUUUUGGGAGUAUCCGGUAGACUUCUUCUUCUUUUUCUUCUUCUUCUACUUUGUGAUUCCAGCAUAUCCAUGCUUCGCUUAA